CUUUGAGACAAAAUAUCCCCUCAACCAUCACCCUCCCACAUUAUUUCGACCAAGACACCAAAAUAAGUGAGAAGAGGUCUGCAACUUCUCAUCUCCAUGUCCAAAAACCGAGCUCAAGGUUGAAGGAGGCUCAAGGAAGAAGAAAAGCUUGGAAAAGAAGAGAAAAACUUAGAAAAAUCAAGGAACUUGUCAAAGGUGUUCCUAUAGCUUCCACGGAGUUGGAAGAGUCGCCGGAGUUUUCGCCGGAAAAUUCAAAGGUCGCCGGAGUUCAAACAAAGAGGAUAAAAGCUUGUUAGCAUCAUUUCAAGGUUGAAGCUAGAGCUUACUUCCUGCACCCGUUGCUCGGGAGAUCGAUGGAGAGAAGACGUGGAAUGGGUGGUAGUGAUAGGGCGGUUCGAGGAAAUCCGAGAGGGCGCGCACCGGGGAUAGCCGGGCAAACCAACCGGGGAAUACCACGAUUGCCAAAAAGGCGAGGUGGGGGCCACCAGGGCCAACGAACACGAGCCGCAAUUGCUGAUUGCAAUGUGUUCGAAUUCGAGUCGUGGAACUCAGAGGAUGACUCAACUUAUCAUCCUGAAAGUGAGUCUGAAGAAACUUCUUUUGAAGAAAACGAUGGAGAGGAUAUGCACAGUAUUCCUCCUGAUCAGAUUAGUGAGAUGUACCGAUGGUACCAGCGGGAAAGGGAAAGGCAACGACAAAGAUCCCAGGUGGGACAUGUCAGAGACGACACCUCUCGCAGGAGGGGUCGGGGUGCUCAUAGAGCACAGGUUAAGACAAUCAGAGAUUCUGAUGGUGAAGGACCAUUCAUUAAGAUCUCAAAGUACCUCAAAGAGGCUAGGGCCUUGGGGUGCAAACCGUUUGAUGGGACGGGGGAUAUCUCGGAAGCGGCCGAGUGGAUAAAAAGGUUAAAUGAUGCAGCCGAUGACAUGCAAGUGGUCCCUGAUCGGAAGUUAAGGGUAGCCACUAGAUUGUUGGAAGGUUUAGCUUCUACUUGGUGGGAAGGCAUCAAGGGUAAGUUUGACGGGGUUGUCACGUGGGACAAUUUCGAGCAAUCAUUUUAUGAACAGUUUUAUACCUCUUUCGAAGUUAAUCGAAAGAGGAGGGAAUAUACAAAUCUCAAACAGGGCAAUGAGUUUACGGUGAAGCAAUUGGAACAAAGAUUCCGACAUUUGGCAAGGUUCUUGCCUGAAUAUGCCGCCAAUGAGGAUCGAAUGGCGAACCAUUUUUGGAAUGCACUGAAUUUGGAGGUACGCGAAAGGGCGACCUAUCAAUUCAACAUGACUUUUAGUCAAGUAGUAGCCCAGGGUCUCCAGGGGGAGGAGCUUUGGGAGGAAAGGCAAGCAAUGGGUGCUAAGGAAGCACAAGAAAGGGAUCAGAUGAUCAACCUUCCUCUGCGACGAGAGAGGAAGUAUGACUUUCAAAGCGAGGGGGACUCUAGCAAGUUAGUUCCAUUUUCAAAAGGGAGCAAGAACUGGGUAAGUCAAAGCUCAAGCACUCGGGGCACGGGAGCGCCCAAAUGUGAGAAUUGUAGGCGGAGGCACCACGGGAUAUGUCUAGAACCAUCUAGAUGCUACUUUUGUGGAGAAACGGGUCACAUAAAGGCUCAUUGUCCUCAACGUGUACGGGAAGGAGCCUUGGGGGCCCACAGGGGAGUCACGGAGGUUGCAAACCCAAUAGGGAUUGCUUCAAAUGUUUUACUAUCCACCAAUCGGUGGAAAUUAAAACUCGCUCGUGAUGGCGAAGAAUGAUGGAGGCCAUUUGUGAGAAUCGCUAUGGCAUAAGGUAAUUUUUAUUUAAACCUUACAUUUAAUAAAAAUAUUAUGAUGUUGAAAAUGGUUAGCUUCAAUUAAUGAAGGGAGAAGUAUUUCUCAAGGUUAAGACGUAAAUUUCGGGGACGAAAUUCCUGUAAGGGGGGGUGAACUUGUAACACCGGACCCGAAUUUUACCCAGAUAAAAAUUUUUCGUAAAGUACUGGGUUAAAGAAGGUAAAUCAAGACUAAGAGUAGUCUUGAUAAAUGAGAAAGUAAAAUUUUGUCUUAAAUUAAUAAAAGGUUAUUAAUUUAGACGUGGAACCACUCGUGAUGAUAUUCUAAGUUUAUUUAUAAAAUAUUAAUGUUUACCAAAAUGAUACUAUUAUGAUAGUAGGGAUGGGUCAUGGACCCUAAUGAUAUAAAGAACGACAACUAGACGGUCAAGCGGGCCGAGGUCACUAUCCGAUAAUUGUGAAUCAUUAACUAUCGGACUGAUAAUAAUUCGGAAGGCUACGAAUUAAUAACAGAAGGAAUAUAAAUAUUUUAAGAACCCAAAAUAAUGAGAUGAUUAAUAUUGAUUAAUAUGGUAUAUUAAGGAGGGUACUUUUGGAUGACCCUACCUUGAAGAUAUUUGUAUAAGGACAAACAGAUAAGAUUUUAUCUGUUCAUACAUAUCAGACCACUUAAAAAAGAAGUGUAACAUUUUAUUAAAGUGUCACAAAAUAUGAAACAACAUAUUUAGUCAUGAGAAAUGAUGAAUGAAUUUUCGAGGAAACACGUUCUCAUUUUUACUGUUACUUGAACAGUAAAAUGCACGUUGGGCCCACACAUGGGCGGAGACCAUCCGAUAUUUACGGACCACAUAUUAUGUUCAUCUUGGUCUAGGUAAUAUUUAUAUGAGGGUGUAAAUAAAUUUUAAGCCAUAAAGUCGGCCUUUCGAUCAAACGAGAUCCCAUUACUGGUAUAGGUAAUUAAACAGAUAACAGCCGAAAUUAAUUUCAGCGACCACGAAAUUACAGUGGGAUAAUAUAUAUUCAUUCUAGAGGCCAAUAUUAAUUGGAAGAAUGAUAUAUAUUUUAUUUGACAAGAUAAAAUGAAAUUUAAUUAAAACAGUCCGAAAAAUACAACUUUCGGGGCCGAAUGUACACCUCGGGACAUAUUGGGAUGACCUCCCACAUGAGUGGGGGCCACCCCACGACUUUUUGCAUCCAAUUGAGAUGGUGUGGGCUUCAUACAUUGAAUCAAGUUGAGAGUUGGGUGAGAAGGGACAUAAGGUGGGCUCUCCCUCUCACCAUUAUCACACCUUUGAGACAAAAUAUCCCCUCAACCAUCACCCUCCCACAUUAUUUCGACCAAGACACCAAAAUAAGUGAGAAGAGGUCUGCAACUUCUCAUCUCCAUGUCCAAAAACCGAGCUCAAGGUUGAAGGAGGCUCAAGGAAGAAGAAAAGCUUGGAAAAGAAGAGAAAAACUUAGAAAAAUCAAGGAACUUGUCAAAGGUGUUCCUAUAGCUUCCACGGAGUUGGAAGAGUCGCCGGAGUUUUCGCCGGAAAAUUCAAAGGUCGCCGGAGUUCAAACAAAGAGGAUAAAAGCUUGUUAGCGUCAUUUCAAGGUUGAAGCUAGAGCUUACUUCCUGCACCCGUUGCUCGGGAGAUCGAUGGAGAGAAGACGUGGUUCGUGCUUCCUCUCGUUCUAUUUUUAAAUAAUUAAAUAAUGCUCAUGGAACUAUUUUCACUUAUAAAUUAAUGGAGCCUGCGAGCUCUUGUUUUACCCUUGUGUGGGUUCUUACUAAACACUUAUAUUCCGCUAUGUGUUUGAUUGUAUGUUGAUGUUGUUAUGUAUGUUUA
Messenger RNA from Cuscuta epithymum, 3597 nucleotides. The record is from the annotation of a GenBank genome assembly. Lineage: Eukaryota; Viridiplantae; Streptophyta; Magnoliopsida; Solanales; Convolvulaceae.